Cuscuta campestris is the source of this 1387-nucleotide messenger RNA. NCBI's taxonomy places the organism in Eukaryota, Viridiplantae, Streptophyta, Magnoliopsida, Solanales, Convolvulaceae. The record is from the annotation of a GenBank genome assembly.
ACUAUGAGAUUAUACACAUUAAUCAUGAUUUCCUAAAGGACCAUGCUAGGGUGCACCCAUGUGGUGGCACCCUAGCAUUUUUCUUUCCUAAAUUAUCAAAAAAUAUUGUCAAACUUCUACGGAGUAUUUUGCUAUUAUUUCAAACUCCAUCGGUCCAUCAUUCGGUACAGUGACAUGAAAUGACUAGCAUACCCCCGCUCCACUUUCUUCUCCCAUCUUUCGCACUACGCAUUCCUGUCAGACCUCUGAGACUCCAUCGCCAUUUCCUCAACGCCUCAAUGGCGGCAAGCGAAGCCCCCAUUGAAGGUCAACCCACGCCGGAGCUCAAAGGUCUCGAUGAUUACCCAGUGCCGCUGUCUCCGCCGCUUCCGUCGCUGUCCAAGGACAUCGAGCUUGACCGUGCCUUGACGGCAUCGUCUAGAUCGGCGUCGUUUUCUCUCUCCCGGAACGACGUCGUCUUCGAAGACGAGUGGCUCCUCGCCGUCAACAAGCCUCAGGGAGUCUAUUGCGAAAGUGUACUCUCUGCUGUCUCUAAUCUUCUAACCGACUCGGAUAACGAACUCAGGACCAAAGUGCCAGAACUGCAUCUAGCUAACAGACUUGAUCGCGACACGAGUGGUGUAAUGCUAAUCACCAAGUCACACAAAGUAGCUGCUAAGCUGGUUAAAGCUUUCACGGAGCAUAAAGUUAAGAAGACAUAUCUUGGUUUUUGCGUUGGACAAGCACCUAAAUGGGGGCAAAUCACUGUGAGGUCGGGACACGGGCGGUCAAAACACGGAGCAUGGCGUGUUUAUGCCGCAUCAGAUGUGGGCAGGUCUCUGCCAGGUGGGUCAGCCGUGAAAGACAUGGAGACUUAUUUCCAAGUCCUAUCUAUUAAUGGGGUCGGAUGCUCGGAGGCAAUAUCUGAAUGUGGAAACAAGGGUGAGGUAUUGGUUGCUGAAGAGAAAUCUUUGGCCGAUUUGGGUAUUAAGAAAGACAGUGUUUUGAUUCGGGCAUACCCUCGGAGCGGAAGAACCCAUCAAAUCCGUCUCCACUGCCAGUACCUUGGAAUUCCUAUUAGAGGAGAUGUAAAAUACGAAGGAGUGUAUGAGUGGAAGGGUCGAACAUUUGGUGGCCAUGAACUACAUGCAGAAACAUUAUCAUUCAUACAUCCUGUGUCUAACCAACCUAUUUUCGUUCAGGCCCCUCUUCCAUUAUGGGCAGACCAAGUAAAUGGCAUACGCUGAUUAUCAUAAUAAGGUUGUGCUUCUGAAGGUCUAUUCCCACAAUGGUAAGAUAUAUUUCCUCUAUUUGUUGGUUCCAUUGGCUUUAUGUUCAUGCAUUGUUUGAGUGAAUUGCUUUGUUAAAAUUAUUGAUAAAAUGUAUAAAAUGAAAAAAAGUAUUCAAG